Messenger RNA from Aspergillus calidoustus, 3019 nucleotides. NCBI's taxonomy places the organism in Eukaryota, Fungi, Ascomycota, Eurotiomycetes, Eurotiales, Aspergillaceae. The record is from the annotation of a GenBank genome assembly.
CACCUCCCUCCCGGCUCGGCCAAUCCGUUCAACAUGGAUCCCUGCCUGGUCCUGACCUCAUAGUCCUCUUUAAGUCUCCCAAGAUAUCUCUCGGAAGUACUUGUAUUCCCGGGUUCCUUCCUGACUUCCAUUCAUGGCCCGACAACCAUUCUACCAUACCGACGACGAGGUCGGCUUUGAUUCGCAAACAAAGCGAGACGCUGUGUCAAUACCCCAUACUAUCCCAAGCGACUGCCAACAAGAGCUUCUCGACCGAAACCUGGGCUGUCUGAAUACCGGGGCAGAGCUUGAGGUAAAGGGUCGAGGCCCAACGAGGCGGCGAAUCCAGGUUGCAUGCGUGAGAUGCCGCAAAAGGAAGAUCAAGUGUAGUGGCGAUGUUGGCGACGGCCUCGGUUGCUCCAAUUGUCGGAGUGCGGGAAGCACACCCUGCCAGUUCUUGAGGGUCAACUCUUCAAUUUUCUCCAUAGUGCCACCGAAAGCACACUCUGCAGGGUCUGGAUGGCCCUAUCCACCGAAUGAUAUAGUCUCUCAGAGAUCCGGAAUAUACGCCCCUUCCGUGGCUUGCAAGUUGGAACUCUUAUCUGCAAAGUCUCCCAGCUAUCGAGGUUCUCCAUUUUUGCGAAUACCAGACCAUGAAGUGGCUUCUGACUCUCCAAAUCCCUAUGGCCGCCAACCCUAUGCCAUUGACUCCACAACGAACUACGAGGACGAGUCCGCGACCCCGUACAAUAUCCCGCCGUCAUCCGCGUACAUGCUACCAAGCUCACCCCAGGUGCUCAUGACUGAUUAUUGUGCAUCGGGAUGGGGUUCCAGAAACUGGGGGCCAAGUCUUCAGGGUGGGAGAGCACCCGGUGACACGAUGUUGUCUGAAGCUGAGUCGGACAACACUCUCAAUCCAGCUUACUCUUACGUGAUGCCUGGGCAGGCUGGGCAGGCAAACGAAGCUCUCAGUAUGACGACUACCCCAGUUUCGCUGACUUCUCCCACCCAGGGAACAGAGCGGACACUGCCCAACCCUGCCAGUCGACACACUCUCCCCGGAAACAACAAUGGACCUACCACAACUGCUGAGGAUAUCCCUACCCGCGACUACAGGUUAGGUUGGAGAACUAAAGCAACUUCUAAUAUAUCUCUUGGCACUGCCACGGGGAAGCGGGUCAGGUUGGUUCCAUCCUGUGCGCAGGACACGUCCUUCGGACUCCUACCAGGAGAGUCAAGCAAUGGAUCCUCCCCCUCGACACAGUCCUCUGGCGCUUUUGCAAGCUCGGAAGCAGCGGGAUCCGUCGCUGAUCCAGGCGACGAAUACCGUGGAGCAAUGGACAGUCGACUAAGAGGUUUCUCGCCAAGACACAACAAGCGGGCCAUGUCCCCUUUCCACUCCAAGGCAGAUUAUUACAGUCAUACCAGGCCAGCGUACAGAACCCGCUUGGCAGGCGACACGAGCUCCGAGAGCACCUUGAUUACCGGAUUGCCGUAUGAGCGGCCGAAGCAUCCGAUGCCUAUUCCAACGCUCACUUCCGAUGAAUUCUCAGAUUACAAGAUUGCGCCUGGGCACUUCUCGACACCGGUUCCUGCUCUCGGUCAUUCCAGUGGCUUCUGACCGUCAAUGUGAUAGCGCUAUGCUGCGCAUCGAGAUUGACUAUUGACGCAGUGGCGAACAUUCGGAUACGCUGAAGAAGUACGCAUGGCGACGACAGGUGAUUCGCGAGCGCGAAGAUGCGUAAGUCCUCGGGGGUUGUGGAAAACAGCAAAACGCCAGGUCACAAUUCAUGCGGCCUGUCAACCUCCGGCUAUCACGUUUCUUUUUUCUUUUCUUUCUUCUUCUCCAUUAUUCCUAAUCUUCCGUUUUCCUCAGUCCAUUUCUCUCUUCACCCUCGACUUUUCCACCACGAUACACUCGGUCGAUUACACGGCCAGAACCUGCUUUGUCCUGUUUGGGAAAGGAAUCAAACGCACUGCUAAUCCAGUCCUUUAUUCGUGUUUUGUCAGACCGCUUCCUAACCUUCAGCUGAUCAACUGUGGGUGGUUUGCAUUGGCACUUCUUGUUUGCGUCCAUGUCACCUUAAGAUAACUAAUGACGGUGGCGUGUUGGCCGGGUUCUGAUCUUAAUUUGUUGCACUUGCACCUUGCAAUGGCGUUGCGUUCUUUUACCACUUGCCAAUCCCAAGCCGACACAGCCUUGUCCAGUUGCAUUUCUAGCUUUAGUUAAUACCCUAACAUCAUAUUGUCUAUUACCACCAUUGGCCAGGGUACUCUGUAGAACAAAAGAGUCGCGCGCUUUAGCUCUGAAGCCCAUGGGCCGGAGAUAGACUCCGAAAAUGACUGACUGGUCCUUUGAAAAGUACAUUCAAAAACAAAAACGAGGGAGGAAAGGAUGAGAAAGCCUAGACUCCAGCCAGCCAAACACCCAUACAAUUGAGAUAAUCUGACGUGCACCUGCCUCAGCUUGACAUCCCAAGGCUCGGGCAGCCAUCUUCCGUCCAUCCCAAUGCAAGUGCUUCCGAUUCUGAACAGUCCACUUCACCAAGUAUGACAAACCAGACCAACCAAGGGACCAAACCAACGCCGCCACCCAAAAAAAAAGGUUACGCUUCGGCUCCGGAUGUAAAGGAAAAGCAACACAGAUCCGGGUAGUCCGCUACAACUGUGAUGGCAUCGCUCGCUGCGUCCCGUUCCGUCCGCUUUACCGCACUACAUAAAACGCCAGAUUAGUCUAAUCCGUCCACACGCAGGAAUCCUUGAAAGACUCGAGCGUUAUCUGGGGUGUGUUAUUGGUCGGGGAUCCUCAUGCAGAGAUUCCCAGGAGGCGGCUUCCAUGUUGCAUGCAGAGGAUCUACAGUAGGGUUACUAUGCGCGCAAGCACUUUGCUAGCUGGGUGCGGACCUGGCCCGUGGAUGGAAGUCGGCACGGGAACGGGAACAUGAAGGUGCGCAAGCAGGGAUAUCCUUUCCAUUGGGACGGUUUUGCACUUGCAGUAGCGUGAGUCGCAGUGUGGGCUGGACGCUGGACGCUGGACGCU